This is a messenger RNA of Benincasa hispida (wax gourd), 1870 nucleotides long. Its product is annotated as aspartyl protease family protein 1-like. Lineage: Eukaryota; Viridiplantae; Streptophyta; Magnoliopsida; Cucurbitales; Cucurbitaceae. Gene Ontology annotation, molecular function: aspartic-type endopeptidase activity. The record is from RefSeq and is a predicted model, not a curated record. Gene Ontology annotation, biological process: proteolysis.
GAGAAAUGUUUGACUUUGUUCUUCAGAUAUCACAAUUUCGUCGUCUUCUUCAGAACUUCAACGCUUCUCAUGUUACUCCACAUUGAAUCCGUUAAUUCCUCCACUCCCCUUCAAUUCCAUUUAAAUUCUUCUUCUCAAUUCCCUCCAUGUCUUCAUCAUUUUCCCGGAAAACUCCUGGAUCCUCUGAUCGGCGUCCAUGGCGUGGACAUUCAGCUCUGGCGCCCAAAUGUUUCUGUUUCUUUCUGUUUUACUUGUCGCCGGCGGCCUGAGGAGUGGCCAUACCGCUUCCUUUAAGUUCAGUAUCCACCAUCGAUUUUCGGAUUCGAUUAAGGACAUUCUCGACUCUGAGGGUUUACCGGAGAAACACACCCCUGGGUAUUACGCGACUAUGGUCCACCGCGAUCGGCUACUUCACGACCGGCGAUUGACCACCACUAACGAUGAUACGUCGCCGAUGUUCUCUUAUGGGAACGAGACCUACAACAUCGGCGGUUUGGGAAAUUUGUACUACGCCAAUGUAUCGGUCGGAACACCGGGCCGAUUUUUCUUAGUGGCUUUGGAUACUGGAAGCGAUUUGUUCUGGUUACCCUGUGAAUGCACCAAAUGUCCUACUUAUUUGACCAAAUUAGAUGGGGAAAAAUUUUGGUUGAAUCAUUACAGUCCAAAUGAUUCAACAACAAGCACAAAUGUACCCUGCAGCAACUCUUUGUGCGAGCUUACAAACCAAUGCACUUCAAACAAAAGUACUUGUCCUUACAAAACUCAUCAUCUGUCUCCCAAUACCUCAUCUGCUGGAUACUUAGUACAGGACAUAUUGCACUUGGCCACUAAUGAUUCACAAGUCAAACCCGUCGAUAUGAAGGUUACUCUAGGAUGUGGUAAGGUCCAGACUGGUCUAUUUUCAAAUAUUGCAGCUCCCAAUGGUCUUAUUGGGCUCGGCAUGGGAAAGCUAUCGGUUCCGAGCUUCUUAGCAAGCCAUGGGCUUCCUGAUUCAUUUUCCAUGUGUUUUGCAUAUGAUGGUCUUGGGAGAAUCGAUUAUGGAGACGUAGGCCCAUUAGGCCAGAGAGAAACACCCUUGAAUCCCAUGUCUUUAUACUACAAUGUCACCAUCAUUCAGAUAAUAGUGGUAACAAGACCCACUAAUGUUGAAUUCACUGCAAUUAUCGACACCGGUUCCUCUUUUACAUACCUAGCUGACCCAAUUUACUCUCUUAUUACUAAGAAAAUGGAUGCAGCAAUGAAAUUAGACCGCAUUACGUUUGAUUCUGAUUACCCAUUUGAGUAUUGCUACCAACUUCCUCUAAAAACAAUAUUUUUAUCACCCAAUUUGAAUUUUACAAUGGAGAGUGGAUAUGAUUUUGGCGCUAUUACUACGUAUGUUAGCAUUCCUACUGAUGAUAUGGGUGGAUAUGCCGUUUGUCUAGCCAUUUUGAAAAGCACUAAUAUCAAUAUAAUUGGACAGAAUCUCUUGACUGGUUAUCGCAUUGUCUUUGAUCGUGAAAAGAUGGUGUUGGGAUGGAAAGAAGUAGAAGAUUGUAACAGUUAUGGCGUCGGCACGCCCUCCGGUAACUCUCCUCCGGCCAACGAAUAUCCACCGUCCGGCGACUCUCCUCCGGCAACUUCUACCCCAAGAAAAAGCAACAGUACGCAACCAUUGCCGGAAAUUGGGGCGGGUGAUGCGACGCCAUUAAACCCACUUGUCUCUCUAUUUGUUGUCAUUCUUGCAAUUUUGUAUGUUUGACUUUGGUUAUUCUUUUCUAGGUUUCAUCUUCUUGGUCAUUAUUUAUUUGAUGUAUUUUAUUUUAAUUCUCAAAAUAAUAAUUAAAAAAUAAAUUGUUUGAUCUAUUUUAACUAGAUUAAAAAAAUAGUG